This is a messenger RNA of Drosophila ananassae, 991 nucleotides long. RefSeq names its product protein CDV3 homolog. Lineage: Eukaryota; Metazoa; Arthropoda; Insecta; Diptera; Drosophilidae. Gene Ontology annotation, cellular component: cytoplasm. The record is from RefSeq and is a predicted model, not a curated record.
AGCUUGUCAAACAAAUUUUGGUAUCAGAACGAUCAACACGAAAUUGAGAUUUUUCUCCAGAAAAAAGCUGAAUAAUUACAACCACUUCGAAAUGUCCACUCUUGAUGACUUCUUUGCCAAGAAGGAUAAAAAAUUGUCUAAAAAAAAAACAAACUACUUGGCGACCGACGAGCUGUACAAAACGCUGGAGGAAUCCGCGAAGUUGUCCCAAGAGGCUUUUGCCAAUUCUGAAAAGGGCCGCGGAGGCGAUGCUAUAACGGAAGGAACAUCCGGAUCCAUGGAUACUGCCCUGAAGCCCCUGGAGUUUGGAAUACGUUUCUCGGACGAGACCAUGGACGAGGAGGACGAGUGGUCUGAUUUUACCGAGGAGAAUCGUAGGCAGUAUACGAACCUGCCACGCACUAUCCAGAUGACUUUGAGCUGCGGUGCAAUGGCUCCGUUCACUAUCAGCGGUGAGGUGAAAAUGCAAGAGUCCGAGCAGCGCGAAUCUGGUGGAGAUGGACUCGACAUAGGCCAGGGGCCGAAGGAGCCUCUGGCUUUUGUUACAUGCCCUUGGAAGCUUGACGGCCAAAUUGCGAAGACGAUGGUUCCACGAGGGGAACCGCAGAAGCAAGUGAAGGUGGAGAAGAUUGUAAAGAGUGAGAAGCCAUUGGAAACCAAGCGCCAGAUUUAUGUCCCACCAGCCCUACGCCACAGCCAGGGCGACUUCAAUCCACGCCCCCAUAUGGAGUCGCGUCUUCGCAAGGUCAUGACCACAUAUUCGGUGAAGCCACAGGCCCCCGAUCUGAACAGUCCGGAGUACUUUCCGAGCCUCAGUGGCUCCAGAGUUCUGAAGCGGGCCAAGUAACUCAGCAUCGAGCCAUUAUUCGUUUCUCUGUUUCCUCGAUGCAGAUAUUUACGUUUUCUUAUCGAAUUUAAUGCGAUCAACGACUGUUACUGGGGUAGGAGCUGCGUCUAAUAAAGGAAAGAGCCAUACCGCUCGCCCAACUUA